Physcomitrium patens is the source of this 1245-nucleotide messenger RNA. RefSeq lists its product as uncharacterized. Gene Ontology annotation, biological process: response to auxin. Lineage: Eukaryota; Viridiplantae; Streptophyta; Bryopsida; Funariales; Funariaceae. The record is from RefSeq and is a predicted model, not a curated record.
GCGGGGAUCGUCUUUGUGUUCGAGGAGCACGGGAGAAGGAGAGGAGCAUUGGAGGGUGUUUUGGUAGCGGGGGAGCCACUUGGCCUGGAGCGGAGUUGCAGCGUUUGUGUCCUCCUGGUGGACGAUACUUUCAAAGCCUUCAGGUUCCUUGAUGGUGACAUAACUGGACGCAAUAUUAGACGCAUUCCACUGUAUUCCUCCAUGAAUCAACAUCAGCAUCAACAGCAUAUAUUUAUCCGCAACAUCGGAUUUCACGAACAUUGGCUUCUUGAGCUAUGCGAGGAAUAACCUUUGCCAUCUCCUUCCCUCGUGUUCCUCUACUCGUCUCAUAACAGAUCUAUAUGUACUUUGGGUGUGUCCGAACAAUUGAAGUGGCCCUUUAUACUCACUCUCAAGUCGCUCAGCUCAAGGUCGCCCACAGCACCAUCACCAUGCCGAACAAGGUGCAGAAGGCUUUCCAGAAGAUCCAAAAGAGCAUCUCAAGUUCAAAUCUGCAAUAUCAGAGCAUCCACCCGAAUGACGCGAAAUCUCCUUCGAAAUCGGGAAGCUCAGGUAGGAAUUCGACUGGCGGCUCUGUUAGGAAUGGCUGCGCCUUUGGAAGGUCCGGCCGAUUAGCAGCCGGUGAUCUCAGCGACUCUGACGACGACAGCGACGAUUUUGCCCCAGAUGACGUGCCUGAGGGGUUUCUUGUUGUGUAUGUGGGCGAAGAGCGCCGUCGGUUCGUGAUAAAGGCGAAGUAUUUGAGUCACCCAGUCUUCAAGGCACUGCUCAACAAGUCGGCAGAGGAGUAUGGGUACGAACACAAGGGAGGGUUGGAGAUUGCAUGCGAGACGGUCUUUUUCGAACAUCUGCUGGAUCUCAUUGAGACCAACGAUCCUUCACUCUCCAACAUGGCGAUAGAUGAGCUUGUGGGCUUUGACGCCUACUCAUAGGUCGUACGUCCAUUGCUUCUGUUGAUACAAGGCAGCUUUCGGGGUUAGUGGCAAGCUUUGGAGUGAAAAUUGUAUCUCAAUCAUCAGGAGUAUGACAGAUUUGUCUCCUUGUUUAGCCUUGGUUAAACAUUUACUUUCCGGUUCUCGUUUUAGAGGUUAGACACCAUGCAUUUAAACUACCCGUACUUGGUUCGAAGUUUGGUACGCAAUAGUGAGUUCUCUAUUGCGAGCACAGAAGAACUGUCUAUUUUUAGAUUGCGCCUGUACUCAUUGGGUUCUUGGAGUAUGAAGAAUAUCCCGGCAUUGCGUUACA